Molecule: messenger RNA, 1512 nt
Organism: Gigantopelta aegis
Lineage: Eukaryota; Metazoa; Mollusca; Gastropoda; Neomphalida; Peltospiridae
Product: acid phosphatase type 7-like
Exons: 9
Coding region: 1-1512 (503 amino acids)
Molecular function (GO): acid phosphatase activity; metal ion binding
Source: RefSeq, a predicted model, not a curated record
AUGCCAGCCAACUCCCUCCGGCGCCCAGAGCAAGUUCACAUAAGCUAUGGAGACACUUCCUCGGAAAUGGUUGUCAUGUGGUCUACACAUAAAAAUGUGACGUCACGGGUGGAAUUCGGCGAAACUGCUGACGUUUUACACAUGUUCAAGGAAAGUCAGGUCAUUCGGUUGACUAAUGAUGCGUGGAAUGCUGCUCCGUUUAUUCACCGAGCAGAAUUAAAAGGUCUACAGCCAGGUCAGUGGUAUUCUUAUAGAGUAGUGUGCAUUGACGAAGAUAACGUCUCCACCAGCCAGGAAUUUUCCUUCCACACCACCGAAUACAAUAUUACCCGUCCGUUGUCGUUCAUCAUAUUUGGCGAUAUGGGUGACGCGGAAGGGCAGAUGACUAUUAAUAGAGUGACGCAGGAAGUGGCGUCAAAGAAGUAUGAGGCCGUUUGGCACAUUGGCGACUUUGCCUACAACUUGUAUACCGACGGCGGGAAGGUAGGAGACAGUUUCAUGAACAAAAUUGAAAGUAUUGCAGCAAAUAUUCCGUACAUGACGAUACCUGGAAACCAUGAAAUUGGCGGAGACUUCAGCCACUACCGGACGCGGUUCAGUCAGCCGAACACGCCGUGGCCGACGCAGCUUGACUCCAUGUGGUACAGCUACGACGUGGGCCUAGUUCACUUCAUUGCGUACUCAACGGAGGUCUAUUUCACGUACAAUCAGAACUAUGUGUGCGAGCAGUUCUAUUGGUUACUGAACGACCUCGAGCAAGCCAAUAGGAACCGCCAUCUCAGACCGUGGGUCGUUGCUAUGGGACACCGACCGAUGUACUGCUCCAAUAACAACCGGGACGAUUGUUCGCAGCACAGUUGGAUACCCAAUGGAUGGGUAAAACGAGGACUGGAAGACCUGUUCCACGCUCAAGGAGUGGAUGUGAUAAUAGAGGCUCACGAACACUCGUACGAACGCUUGUGGCCAGUGUUUGAUGGGCGUGUCAUGUCGGAGGAUUAUCGAAACCCACCAGCUCCCAUCCACAUCAUAUCCGGUGCAGCCGGAAGUCGAGAAGGAAACGAUCCCAUGGAAAGUGCUGACGAAUCGUGGUCAGCAUUCCGACACUCUAUCUUCCACGACACCACGUACGGUCACCUUGUAGUACAUAACCACACGCACCUCUUCUGGGACCAAGUCCGAUCGAAAGACGGUCAUGUGUUUGACCAAAUAUGGAUCGUGCAGAAGAUUCACGGGCCAUUCGUGCGGAACCUCAACUGUUCGGGAGACGGAUAUCACAGUUCGUGCUACUGCCCUCCGCCGUUCCAUUUCUGGACAAUCUUCAUCGCCAUUGCAGCGGUGUUCUCUUUUUUUCUCUUGACUUCCAUCUUGUGUUGUGUGCGUCGCUGUUGUCGCAGGCGGUCAGCCUAUGCUCACACGUUGUUGUUGACGGACGAUGACGAUUCGCCGAAGUCGCCGGGACGAUGUGUGGGAUGUUGGGACGUUGGUAACAGGAAACUGGAGCAUAUGUUGUGA